This is a messenger RNA of Leptidea sinapis, 6689 nucleotides long. RefSeq names its product zinc finger protein 510-like. NCBI's taxonomy places the organism in Eukaryota, Metazoa, Arthropoda, Insecta, Lepidoptera, Pieridae. The transcript is spliced from 6 exons. The record is from RefSeq and is a predicted model, not a curated record. Gene Ontology annotation, cellular component: nucleus. The coding region runs from base 122 to 2341 and encodes 739 amino acids.
UGUUCGUAGGAGAAACGUCAAAAUGCGUAUUUUAAUUUUAUCAUUCUUGUUUACACUGUAAAUAUCUAUCAUUAAACCAUAACAUCAACAAAACAAUAGUUAAAUUAUAGUGCCAUUUAAAAUGUUGCAUAACACCGGACAAUAUGUAUCCAAUGAAGUGUCAGUCGGCGGUCAAACUAAUUCCACUUCUGCACCAACUCAAAGCGAAAGUAAUGCAUAUAAUCAUUUUGGAGGGCAAGAGCAACAGCCCCAACACUCAAGUUUCCGAGAUUUUUAUGACUUGAAUAUGGCUGGAGUGAAUCAGUGUUCUAUUGUACCGAAAAUUGAUUAUUCGCCUAAUUUUAUGUCUUCAACAUUACUGCAGAAUUGUUCGACUAGAGCCUCCAGCCAACCUUAUAAUCUCAAUAAAAAAGACGGGCUAUACGGCCAUGAUAAUGGUAUGAAAACUCUGUUGAAUAUUCCAAAUGUUUCGUUAAAAAAAUCAUUGUUGAAUAAUCAGUAUUAUAGCACAAGUAAGCUGGACACACCUUCGUCAACAGCAGAAAUUAACAAUCCGAACAGAUUCGAUCAACAAGCGGAGAGUUAUGUAGAUCAUUUAUUAACAAAAAGUUUUGAUUCUGCAAAGUAUUCUGUAAAUAAUCUAGCUAUUAGUGAUACUUACAAUUUACCUGGCAUAAGUAGUGAACCCACAAUAUCUAAGAAAAAUGAGAUUACAGUUAAACCAGAAAAUGUAUUAAAUGGAUACAACAUAGAAUCUCAAAUUAGUAAACAUUCGAAUCACUCAAAUGUUACUGAAUGUGUGCAAUCACAAGACCCAAAUACAGUGUAUUAUAACGAACCAAAAACCAAUGAGAGUAGUUUUAAUUUAGGAAUAAAAACAUAUAAAGAUCCAGACUCUAGAAAGCGGAGCUUAGAAAAAACAGUACAAAUGAUAGAAACAAUAAUAUUAAAUUCAUCCACACGAGCUAAAAAUGUCAAAGAUACCAAAGACAGUAUAUCAAGUAGUAAAAAACAAAAGAUUGACAACUUGAAUGAGGAUAGCGGCUCAGAAAGUAGCGAGGAGGAUGAUGUUAAUGUAAUAGAACAAUACAGUGUGAAGCAGGAAACUCUAACAGAUAGUCAACCCAACAAUACUAUAGUGGAGAGUCAGCCCGAUAAGAAAAUACAAUUGAAUAAUGGAGAAAGCAUAAACUUAUCUGAAGUGAGAAUUAAGCAAGAGGUAAAAAUAGAACCCAUGGAAAUUGAGGUGGAUAUUGCUCCUCAUGCUACGGAGCCUAUUGUAAAUCCAUUUCAGAAUGAUGCAUUUGGUGUUCGGAGUGAAGAUGUUCUUAAUAAGGAUAUUUAUGAUGCAGAUUAUGCUCUACGGAUUGCUCAGGAGUUGAUUAAAACUGGAGCACUUACAGAUUCAUACUUUGAAUGCCCAUACUGCAAUUUAUACUUCAACAAUCCAAAGAGGUUUCUUAUACACAUAAAGUGGCAUUCAUUCGGCUUGACAAAUGCAAAGAGAUUCGAGUUGCAGAAGGAAAAGGAAAUGAAGAAGAUUAUAAAGAGGGAAGCCAAGGAGUUGGAGAGGAUAAAAGAGAUAGAAGAAAAUAAAAAUGGUGUGACACACAGGUGUACAGUUUGUGAGAAGAUUUUCACGUCAAAAGUCAGUUUGAGGAACCAUAGGCAAAGGGAGCAUUCAUCGCAAUCGCGGGACUGUAAGAUAUGUGGCAAAGGUAUUGUCGGAUGGAGGGCUAUGAGGUCCCAUUUGGCAACACACACAAACAAUGAUGGCAGAUACAUGUGCACAGAAUGUCCGAAAAAGUUCAAACAUCCCCAUUCAUUGACAAAGCAUAGAGAUACACAUAGGGAGAAGACUCAUCCUUGCCCUCAAUGCUCGAAGCUAUUUGGUUCCGAGCUGCUGAUGAACAUACAUAUGAAGUGCCACGAGAGAACCCAACGUGGUAUCACACACCAUUGCACAUACUGUGGGAAGGGUUUCUUUGAAUCUUUCAGUCUACAGGCUCAUGAAAGGACACACAGAAACGAGAGACCAUUUGAAUGUGAAAUUUGCAACACCAGAUUUGGAACCAACUCCAGUCUGAAGCGACAUCUCAAAGUUUCACACAACACAUCAAAACCCUUUGAAUGCUCAGUGUGUCACCGCUGUUUCAUCUCAGAGGCGAUCCGAGAUCGCCACGAAGAAAGAGCUCACAGCAGCCCGGAUGAUUUCAAGUUCCGCUGCACCGAGUGUCCGGGAAAGUAUCUCCGCAUGAAGGAUCUAAGGAAACACAUUUACAAAGUGCAUCCCAAAGGCAGACGGAAGAGGAUCACCUCGGGUGGAGAGUCAGAUGACUGAUUAGUGAUGGACUGAGUGACUUUGAAGUGUUGUGUCAGUUUAAGUGCAUCACAAAGGCAGAAGGAUAGGAAACAUAUUCAGAGGUGAGAGACGAACGUAAUAGUUUUAAUCCUGGUAUACUACCGGUUAACGAGCGAGUUGAAUGCCGUCGGGGAGGAAAAGAGCGCUAGCAUUUCUCCCCGCUUUCCACACGUCUCGCCUCGCGUAGUGUAGUGCUGUGCGGUAGUCAUCGCUUGACGUGUUAUCGCAUAUAAGUAAAGUUGCCAUCCCGCGUUUUUUUUUUUAAAUUUAAUGUUAACUAAUCCCAGUCUAUCAGUUUUUAUUUUAUAUUACUGUUUAAACUUAAAGCAUUAUUUAAAUUUAUCGACACACUUGCAUUGCAUUCCCUGAAUUCUGUAUUCAACUUGUGCAAUAUCUGUAUAGGUGCAUGGUAUGUGUGGAAUGGCACAGUGUGCUGGAAAAACGAAAUUGAAAGGAAACACCUUUAAUAAAUAAGAGGAAUUAUUUAACUUUUCAAAGAAGAUGUAAGUGUAUUUACUUAGCAGUAAAUUUGCCAGUCUUCAAUAAAUUUGAACAGAGUUUUUCACCGAAAGCGACCUGGCAAUUAAUAUUAUUAAACAUUAUCUGUCUCGUGUGUAGUCAAGAUAAUUGACCUGUAUUUGCCGUGGUCCAGAUAAACAUAUCAGGGUUCCACUUGUGUUAUAUACCCUUCGGCUUUGAUAUGUACGUUUCUUAUUGUUGUUACUCUAGACGGAUAUGCAAGAAGCUGGGGAUGUUUGUCUGUAGCAAAUGGAUGUGUGUCAUGUCUGCCUCUCCUUUUGAUAGAUAGGCAUAAUUAAAUUAUCUAUCUAUAUAUGUAUGAACAUUAAGAUUCAGAGGAACAUAUUCGUCAUUUUAAUUUCAUUUGUGAUUGUGGUUGACUAGUUGAUAUGCAAAUUUUUGAGAUGCAUUGUUUUCCUAUAUUGCCACUGCUUAAACAUUGCUAAUUAAAACGAUACAGCGCAACUGUCUUGUGUAGAUGUAAUCCACGCUUUCCAACCAAGGACGAUGAAUGUCAUAUCAUUAUUUGGAUUACAUCUGCAGUCUGCAUGGAUGGCAUCAAGCAAGGUCACCCCUGAUGAGACGUUGGAUUUCAUCUGCCUGAAUCAUGCUCUAGUGUUAUUUCCGCUAAGCUUCACAAAAUCACUUUGACAUGAGUUGAAUUCUCUGGAGCUGUUGACUCGCCAAAUGUUGGAACUGCUGAGUGAUCUGUUAUUGGUUGAGUAAUUUUAAAAAUAUUUUGUCCUUCAUUGUCCAAUUCCUGUAUUGAUGUUACCUUGCCUCAUAGAAUUCAAUGCUUCUUGUUUUUCUUUUUAAAGAAAAUAAGGACAUUCAGCUGAUGGUAAUUGAUACUCCCUGCCCAUUACAAUGCAGUGCCCCACAGGAUUCUAGAAAAACACUGAGCACAAAAAUUUGCUCGUCACCUUGAGACAUAGGAUGUUAAGUCUCAUUUGCCCACUAAUUGUUGUGUUGUGUAUAUGGAUUAAACAUUUGAAACUUGAAAAUAAUCUCUGUAAAUGGACCUAUUUUUAAAAGGCUUUACUUGUAUUAUUGUAUUAUUUUAGAGUUAAGAACAUACUAAAUAGUUAUUGUAAAUAUGUCAUAGAGUUAUAGCAAAAAUAUGUUUCAUUUGAAAGCAAAGAAAUUCGAACAAAGAGAUGGUGAGAGUUUGCGAAAAAUGUAAGAGAAAUAAAAAAUAAUAUAUUAUAAUAAUAACAAGGUUUAAUCAGUAUUUGAAGAACGCGACAGAAAUGUAUUCCAUUGUUUUAUUUGCUCAUAAUUUCUUAUCAUAUAUAUUUCAUUAUCAUCCAAAAUACACUAGUUGUAAUGAAUGUUAUAAGUAUCACACUGAAUUUUCACUUUAUCUACAAUGAAUAAUCAAUUGUGAUUCUAUAUAUACCCCUAAGUAUUAUUCUCAAAGGUUCUCGAAGAUAUCCUCUUUGUAGUCAUAGACAACAAACAAUAAAGACUGAACAAGUUGUUUAGAUAUGUCAAGGUCAAGAUUCCUUUAACAAAUGAUAUUUUGUCUCUUUUAUGCUCAUAACUUUUAUUCUUAUUUAAAACCCAUACGCAUAUGAUUUAUUAUGGUACAAUUGCGCUCGUCACGUUGAGACAUAAUAUGUUAAGUCUCAUUGCCCUUCAGACCGAAACACAAUAAUGCUUACACAUUACUGCUUCACGGUGGAAAUAGACGCCGUUGUGGUACCUUUAAUGUAGCCGGCAUCCGACAAAUCAAAAUUGUUGUUGCAUUAUCGCCCUGUCUGGUCGUCUAUACACGAGUAUUAUUAUAAAACCAAAGUCUAUGCUCGUGACAGACAGUCGGACUGCGGAGUCUUAUUAGUAGGGUACAUUGGCUACGUAACGCAUCGCGUACGGAACCCUAAAAGUGUACUGAACACUCGGAAAUACGAUUUCUCUUAUUUAAAUUUUGUAAAUAUUUAAAGUAUGUAGGCACGGAACGUUUUGCACGGCCGUCCCGCAUAAACACAAAUUUUAAAUCUUAAAAGAUUAAGGAUUGGUCUCCGCUACGCUCCAAUUAUAUACCGCACUACCUAAGAACAAUAGCUUCUUUAUUACGGCAACUAUUAGAUGCUUGUGUGUGUGGCAUCUUGACACUCAAUGGCAUCUUUCAAAUUUUGUAACAUACGCUUCGUGUUAUUUUAUAUUGAAAUUAAUAAAAUAUAAAAUACAGAUGAUAUGUGGUCCCAGUGUCUUUCUUGUUUCUUGUAGUAUUAUUUUUACAAAGUUUUACUACGCAACCCGGCAUUUUAGUUUCAAUUAUUAGCAACGUUUCACAUUGUUGGAGACUGGCGUUAUUUUAGCGGUAUCUAGUUGGGGCGCAGCGCUGACCAAUCAAAUCUAAGUUGUAUAUACAGUUUUUAAGAUCUUACCUCAACGCACAUUAAAGAACAUUUUACAUAAUCAUGAAGUUAUUAUAAUAUGUCAGUUUGAGUGCGUUUUGUGCGCUUUAUAAUUUUUGAAUCUCCAAGUAUUCUUGAACCUAAUGUGAAAUUUUAAUAAAAGCAUUAAUAUCUCUAUGUUUUAGCUAUAUGCUUGAGUUGCCCUCGAAAUUUAUAAACAAAUAUUAGGUUAACGUUAUCAUUAUUGUUUAUAGACUGAAUUUUAGUUUACUUGUUAAUUGUAUAACUUUGAGUAAUCGACCAAAUGGAGACUCGUUUCACCCAUAUUAUACCUACAAUUUUAACGAGAUAUAACGAACGUUAGUUAUCUUGAGAUCUCUAGGCACCGUGCUAAAUUAAUUUUAACAAUAUUUUGAGACCCUAAAUAGCUUAAAGAUAAUAUAAUCGUUAAGUGUGACCAGGCUAUUAUUCCGUAACUAUUACAAAUAUCAAAAAUCUUUAAACUGAUAACGAAACUACAUUACCUAAUUAGUAAAAUAACAUCAAAAGCUUUUAAUAGUUAUUUAUGCAACUGUUGUGUAAUAAGGGGUAUUAAAACACGAAUGUAGGUUUAAUUGAUAAUAGUAUCACAUGAGUGUUUUAAUAUCUAAUUGUCUAUCAACACUUGCAUACAAGACUAUCUACACCCAUAAUAUGGAUCCUUUGUAAAAGAUUCUGAAACAGUUAACUUACUGCUAACAAUAAAAACGCCAGUCCUAGUAACCAUAAUAUCAUCCAAAGGAGUGUUAUUAUGAAAACAGAUGAUGUAAUGUUUGUACUGAAUUUCAUUACAACACUCGUUUGGAUAAAGUAAUGGUUAUUAGGGCAUAGGGUGUUUCAAUGUUGGCAACAAUAAGUUAGCAUAGUUUAAGAAUCUUUAACAGAGAAUUUAAAGAAUGGGUGUGGAUAAAAACUAAUUUACGGGCUGUAUCCAAAAUCCUGAUAUUAAACACUCGCAUACAUUUAGUAUUAGAUUAAGUAGAACCUUCGUAAUUAAUUAUAAUUUUUAUUUAUUAAUUAACCAUAAUUAAUAAUUAACUAUUGCUUUUCAUAAACAUUGGCACUUUCUCGGUCGUCUCCUUUUGGUUGAAUACUUUAAGCAUAGGCAAUGUUAAUUUAAUAUUGUUUGAAUGUUAUCUAUACAAGAGUAUAUUAUGUAUGUUUUAAAUUAUGGAAGAAAUUUUUAAAUAAAUAAAUUUCUCGUAUUAAUAAUGUAAAUAUUUUAUUAAUAAGUUUAGGUGUUAUAUUUUAGGUACAGGUAUAUUCCAUAUUAAAACCGUUUAGUAUAUUUAUGUAAUGCUGGAGGUGGAUUUUAGAUUAGACGUAUUUUGAAAUGGAUGUAUUAUUUAUGUAGUGUAUAUAUUUGGUGUCGUAGAAUAUUUAAAUAAACUUAAUUAUUGAACUCUAAA